UUUUCCCCUCCUCUUCUUUCAGUCAAAGAAAAACUAACAGCUGAUCCCGACAGUGAGAUAGCUACAACCAGCUUACGAGUUUCCCUGAUGUGUCCACUGGGUAAGAUGAGGCUGGUCGUGCCCUGCCGAGCCAUCACCUGCACCCACCUCCAGUGCUUCGACGCGGCGCUCUACCUGCAAAUGAACGAGAAGAAACCCACGUGGACCUGUCCCGUGUGCGAUAAGAAAGCCCCGUACGACAACCUGAUAAUCGACGGGCUGUUCAUGGAAAUCCUGAACUCCUGCACCGACUGCGACGAGAUACAGUUCGCGGAGGACGGCUCCUGGUGCCCCAUGAAGCCGAAGAAGGAGAAGCAGGAGGUGUGCCAGGCGCCCGCGUUCAGCGGGAUCGAGG
Molecule: messenger RNA, 394 nt
Organism: Pygoscelis adeliae (Adelie penguin)
Lineage: Eukaryota; Metazoa; Chordata; Aves; Sphenisciformes; Spheniscidae
Gene: PIAS3
Product: protein inhibitor of activated STAT, 3
Exons: 3
Biological process (GO): protein sumoylation; regulation of transcription by RNA polymerase II
Molecular function (GO): transcription coregulator activity; SUMO ligase activity; zinc ion binding
Source: RefSeq, a predicted model, not a curated record